Molecule: messenger RNA, 2465 nt
Organism: Cornus florida
Lineage: Eukaryota; Viridiplantae; Streptophyta; Magnoliopsida; Cornales; Cornaceae
Product: transmembrane 9 superfamily member 8-like
Exons: 7
Coding region: 185-2104 (639 amino acids)
Biological process (GO): protein localization to membrane
Cellular component (GO): membrane
Source: RefSeq, a predicted model, not a curated record
CAAAUAUUCAUUUUUAAAUUUCAGCUUUGUAACCCCCAAUUUGGUUAUCGUUCUUCCCGUGCUAUUUGAUCCCAGACUAGAGAGACACAGAGCUUUAUAGAGAGAGAAAGUUAGGGAGAGAGAGAAGGGAGCAUCUCUGGAUCUAGAUCUUCGGUUUUGGUAUUGUUUCCCACUGUAAGUGGCCAUGGCGAUUCGAAGGCCUCUCGUAUUUCAUCUAUGGAUCUUUGUGACCCUAUUGCUCAUCAUUCGUGGACACUGUUUUUACCUUCCCGGUGUCGCUCCCGAAGAUUUUCACAAGGGGGAUCUUUUGAAGGUGAAAGUGAACAAACUGACCUCUACAAAAACACAGCUUCCAUACUCGUAUUAUUCCGUUCCUUACUGCAAGCCAGGGAAAAUAGUUGAUAGUGCUGAAAAUCUUGGUGAAGUUCUUCGUGGUGAUCGUAUUGAGAAUUCUCCUUAUGUGUUUAAAAUGCGAGAACCUCAAAUGUGCAAUAUUGUAUGUCGUAAAACACUUGACGCGAAAAGUGCAAAGGAAUUUAAGGAAAAGAUAGAUGAUGAGUAUCGGGUGAACAUGAUUUUGGAUAAUCUUCCUGUAGUUUUUCCCAUACGAAGGAGAGAUCAGGACUCUUCCAUUGUGUAUCAACAUGGCUACCACGUUGGUCUGAAAGGACAGUAUGCUGGAAGCAAGGAGGAAAAAUAUUUUAUCCACAACCACUUAACAUUCACUGUCAAGUUUCACAAGGAUGCACAAACAGACUAUGCAAGGAUUGUGGGAUUUGAAGUCAAACCAUUCAGUGUUAAACACGAAUUCGAAGGUGAAUGGAAUGACAGGACCCGUUUAACAACCUGUGAUCCCCAUGCUAAACGCUUGGUUACCAGCUCUGACUCUCCUCAAGAGGUUGAUGAUAAGAAGGAAAUUAUCUUCACGUAUGAUGUUGAGUUCAUAGAGAGUGAUGUGAAGUGGGCCUCUCGGUGGGAUACAUACCUUCUAAUGGCUGAUGAUCAAAUUCACUGGUUCUCAAUUGUCAAUUCGUUGAUGAUAGUUCUUUUCCUCUCGGGCAUGGUGGCAAUGAUAAUGUUACGGACAUUAUACCGUGACAUCUCCAAAUACAACCAGUUAGAAACCCAGGAAGAAGCCCAAGAAGAGACAGGGUGGAAACUGGUUCACGGGGAUGUUUUCAGACCGCCUACAAAUUCGGAUCUCCUGUGUGUUUAUGUGGGGACAGGUGUUCAGUUUUUUGGGAUGAUACUUGUUAUGAUGAUAUUUGCCAUUCUUGGUUUCCUCUCUCCCUCAAACCGAGGUGGGUUGAUGACAGCCAUGCUUUUACUUUGGGUCUUCAUGGGCCUGUUCGCUGGUUAUUCUUCAGCCCGUCUCUACAAGAUGUUCAAAGGAACUGAAUGGAAGAGUAUCACUCUUAAAACGGCUUUCAUGUUCCCUGCAUCUAUCUUUGCUAUUUUCUUUGUCUUGAAUGCCCUCAUUUGGGGUGAGAAAUCUUCGGGGGCAGUGCCAUUUGGUACCAUGAUAGCGUUAGUAUUUUUAUGGUUUGGCAUCUCUGUCCCUCUUGUUUUUGUGGGAAGUUUUGUGGGGUUUAAGAAGCCAGCCAUUGAGGAUCCUGUGAAAACCAACAAAAUUCCGAGGCAGAUACCUGAACAGGCGUGGUACAUGAACCCGGUUUUCUCUAUCCUUAUUGGAGGCAUACUUCCAUUUGGAGCUGUAUUUAUCGAGCUAUUUUUUAUCCUCACCUCAAUCUGGUUGCAUCAAUUCUAUUACAUCUUUGGUUUCCUCUUCAUUGUCUUCAUCAUCCUAGUUGUCACUUGUGCUGAGAUCACAAUCGUACUCUGCUAUUUCCAGCUUUGUAGUGAGGAUUACCUAUGGUGGUGGAGGUCUUACUUGACAUCGGGAUCUUCGGCCCUCUACCUGUUCCUAUAUGCUGCAUUCUACUUCUUCACAAAGCUCGAGAUCACAAAGCCAGUUUCUGGCAUCUUAUACUUUGGUUACAUGCUGAUUGUGUCUUAUGCCUUCUUCGUGCUCACUGGUACAAUUGGUUUCUAUGCAUGUUUUUGGUUCACUAGGCUCAUCUACUCAUCAGUUAAGAUUGAUUAAGUGAUAGAAUGUGAAGGUAAAAAUGGUUGGUUUAUGUCUUGACAAUGCAUAGAUUUGUUUCACGGUGAAUCAGUAAUGCAGGCUGCUCUUAUUACUUCCCAAGUCAACUUUGGGGUUUAGUUUAAAUUUGAAAUCAUAUAAUAGAAAUUGCUUUACUUCUUCUUUCCCAACCCAUUUCGAUUUUGUUUAAAUUUUUGUUAUUUUUUCACAUUUCUAUACUGUUAUGUAUUGAAACCUUUGGGAGGAUGCUUAAGUAAUUUCCCUGUCUUCAAGGACUGCCUGUCGUAGAAAAUAUUAAAGGGAUAUUCUUGUAUGACACGAUUGUUGGGUUUUUGUAAUGUGAAAUUAACUUAUUUCUCCA